Lasiodiplodia theobromae is the source of this 921-nucleotide messenger RNA. Its product is annotated as Phosphoglycerate mutase family protein. Bases 1 to 921 code for a protein of 306 amino acids. Lineage: Eukaryota; Fungi; Ascomycota; Dothideomycetes; Botryosphaeriales; Botryosphaeriaceae. The record is from RefSeq and is a predicted model, not a curated record. The transcript has 3 exons.
AUGAACUGGGUGGUGGACCCGAACACGGGAGAGUACAAGAGCACGACGCUGUCGUCAACCCCGACGGGCAUCCCUUCGGACCCGGCCCUGGCCAGCUACGGCGAGCAGCAGGCAGCGCAACUGGCGGACAAACUGCUCUCGCUCGAUCCGCCCAUCGAUGUCGUCUACUCCAGCCCCUUCUACCGCUGCCUGCAGACUCUCAAACCCGCGAGUGAGCGACUGUUCGCGCCCGAUGGCAGGCUGAGCGGCCAGAAGAUCCGCGUCGAGAAUGGUCUUGGCGAAUUCUACGGCCUCGCCCGCUUCGACCACCCCUCGCCGGCGCCGCUGGCCGUGCUGCACACGCACUUCCCCGGCCAGCUCGACGACGACUACGCGCCGGUGCUGGUGCCUUCAACCAACGGCGAGUCGAUCCCAGACCUGCACGACCGCAUCGCCUACACGCUGUCGCGCGUCGUCGCCGCGCUCGACGCCGACCCGCGCGCGCCGCGCGCGCUGCUCAUCUGCACCCACGCCGCCAGCAUGAUCGCCAUCGGCCGCGCGCUGACCGGCCGCAUGCCGCCCGACGAGGGCGAGGAGGACUUCAAGUGCUUCACCUGCGCGCUGACGCGGUUCGACCGCCGCAUAACGAAGGAGGAGGACGGCGAGCGGGUGCGCAAGGAGGAGAAGGAGGCCGGCGAGUGGAGCGCGGAGCGUCCGCACGAUAUCCCGCGCGUCAGUUGGAGGGAGGGCAGGGGCGUGGCCGGCGGCUGGGAUUGCGUCAUCAAUGGCGAUUGCAGCUUCUUGACUAACGGCGAGGAGAGAGGAUGGAAAUUCUCUGGCGAUGAGGCGUUCUUGACGGAUCCCAAUGCCUUCAACGAUAAGCUGAACACUGGCGAGCCGGUGCCUACGACCAGCGCGGCUGCUGAUUCUUCGAAACUGUGA